This is a messenger RNA of Rotaria socialis, 4251 nucleotides long. The record is from the annotation of a GenBank genome assembly. NCBI's taxonomy places the organism in Eukaryota, Metazoa, Rotifera, Eurotatoria, Philodinida, Philodinidae.
AUGCACUCAACUAAAUUUUCAUCGUGUUCAAAUACGAAAUCAUCAUCGUCAACUCCGCCAACUGCAAAUAUUCAACAGUAUCAGCAUUGCCCGCCUAUAUCAACACUUCGUCGAGCUAGUCGACCAACUAACAUUAAUUUACCCAUAUUUGAUCAUAAUCAUGCGCAGCAAUCCAAUGAUUCCGGUAUAUAUUCAGCACCGAUAUAUUAUAUAAAACAAUCAAAUAAUCAACAACAACAACAGCAACAACAUAUUCAUCAAGCAUCUCAACCUUACACAGCUGCAUUGCCGUAUGCACCUCAGCAACAUAUUCAAGUAUCUCCUCCGCAUCAGAAUUCUUCUCAACAGCAAAAUAUACAUUUAUAUCAACAACAGCAGCAGCAACAUAUAGUUGAUCCAUACAACGAUCAUCAACAUACACCUCAUACAUUUCCAUUGCAAACGUCACCAAGUCAUUAUCAUCAAUAUUUUUAUUUUCCUCCAUCAGCAUUACAAAUCAAUGUGGCAAGUAAUGGUCAUCAAUCGACGAAUACAAGUCAACCAUCAACACCAACGCAUAAUAAUCAUUUACGUUCGACACAAAUUCAAAUUCAAAAACAACAACAACAACAGUGGUCAAAUCCAGUACUUAGUUCAUUAAUGGUUAAACGUAUGAAUGAAAAUCCUACGUCAAUGUCAAUGGAUGAUGAUGAAGAUCCGUCUGCUUCAAUUGAUGCUCUCGUUGCUGAUGUUGACUCGAAUUCUCAAGAUUCACUUGGUGAUGAACAAAGUAAACCUAUCAAUCAAUCGAAAACUUCAUCAACAAUGCCGCCAGGUACAAUAUCGCCACCAUCACAUUUAUAUAUUCGUAGUAAAUCCCAUAUACUAACAACACCACCGAAUCCACUCGCAUCGGACGAUCAUCCUGAUAAUCAAUUAAAAAUUAAAGUUGGAAAUAAUUAUAAACAAACUUAUAGUCCUAUACCGAGUGCCGGCUUCGAAUUAACAAGUAAUAUAAAUAACAAACUAUCGUCAUCGUCGAAUAAGACAGCACGUUUUACAUUCGACACAAAUCUUCUUGAACGAACAGAAAUAAAAAAUUCACAUAAUGGAAAUUUAGUUAAUGAUAACGAAGAAGAUAAUCAUGAUAUAAUGCUGAAGCCACUUAUUAUAAAUACUGAUGUUUGUACAACAAGAAUUUCAUCGAACAGUUUAAUUCAAGAUGAUAAUAGUAAUCAAAGUUCAACAAAUAGUAGUUCUCAGCAUACAUCGUCUAGAAUUUUCGGUCAGAUGUUGAAAUCUUCAGAACAGCAAAUGUUAUCUUCGCCAUCACCACUUUCGAACGAUAUUAAACUAUCAUCAUUAGAUCAUGAUAGUAUGCAAGCAAAUAUCAAUGCAAACUCAUCACAGCGACAUAGUUGUGUACAUCCAAACUGCAAUAAAACAUUUACAAACAAAAGUGCGUUGGCAAAGCAUAAACUAACGCAUAGUCAAGAUCGAAAACAUGUUUGUUCAAAAUGUAAUAAAGGUUUCAAACGGCUUGAUCAUCUGAAUGGUCACAUGUUAACACAUCAAGAAGAAAAACCGCAUAAAUGUGGUAUACCUAAUUGUAGUCGAACAUAUUGUGAUGCUCGUUCAUUGAAACGCCAUAUUGAAAAUACACAUCAAGAUAUUCUCGCUGCUAUACAUGAAAGUGGACAGGAGGAAUAUAAAAAGUUCCUGCCUGAUAAAGCGUUCGUCAAAACAAAAGAUUUAUCUUUACCAAGUGAAUUUUCAAUUGAUUCAGUUGAUAGUAGUUCACCACGAUCAUUGGUUGAUAGUGAACCAUCGUUUAAUAUUCGAACGUCAACUGGAACGAAAUCCAUGAUAACUUAUACAUUUGAUGAAGAGAAAAGUAUUGAAUGUCAAAUUUGCAAGAAAUCAUUUAAAAGUGGUGCUGCACUAAAUGGUCACAUGCGUUUACAUGGUGGAUUUAUUGAAAAACCAGCGCUGCUACCAUCGACUAGUACUAAAGAGAAAACAAAACGUACAACAACAGCAACAACAACAAAACGAAAGCGUACUGAUUCUCCAUCAGCGUCGAUAACCAUCAAAACCGAAGCACACGAUAGGUCGAUGAAUAUAUCAGCAAAUAAUUUUUAUCAACAACAAUCGUCAUUUCCAGUUCAGCCAUCAAGUUCAAAUACGAUUCAAAAUCGAUUUUAUGACCGAACAAUAUCAUCUCCUGGACGCCCGUCACCAUCAGCAUCAUCAUCCAUGAUUUCUACACCAACAACAACAAUACCUCAGUAUCAAAUACAAAAUCAUAUGAGAGUACAAUCAUCAGCAAAGCAAACUCGUAAACAAAAUCAGGGACCUACGCAUGUCGUUCAACCGUCUCAAAUAAAUCUUCAAAAUGUAAUUGCACCAUUUGAUACGAUGCCAAAUUCACAGUUAUUUACAAAUGUACGAUCACCAUCACAACAGUACGAAGAAAAACUACGAGAAGCAUUUUCAAACGAGCAUAAUGCUCAUUUUUCACAGUCAAAUGGAAUGUCUUCACAUAAUCCAUACCUUCGACCAUCACAGUAUCAAUCUCCGUCAACGAUAUCACCAUUUCAAAUGGCAGCAUCACCAUCGGUUUCAAUAAAUUCUAUAGCACCGGCUCUUUUGCAGCGUUUUCUUAUUCAAAAUGGUGAACGGCGCAAUGUAGACUUUUCCUCUCAACAUCAACCAUUUUCAUCACCGGAAGAACAAAUGCGUUAUACACCAUCACCCCGUUUUGUUCAUAUACCUGUACCGAGCUCUAUUGCUUCAUUAACUAUAAAUACGCCGGUAACAUCACCCUAUUCAAAUCAAACUACUAGUCACGGUUCACCAGCAUCCCCAGCGCAAAAGUGCAAUAAACAUAAUGAUGUGACUACAAUAUUGAAUAAUAGUAUUCAACCAUCGUCAGUUGUACAUUCAUCUUUAUCAUCAUUAAAUGUAGUACCACCAAAACCUGUUGAGAAUCCAAUAAAACAACAAACAACUGUAGAAGAUAAUGCAAGAUCAUCAACAGCAGUACUUGAAAUUGUUCCUGAUGUUGAUAGUCCAAAUAAGAAAAACAUGUCAGGCUUUCUUAUUAGUACACCAUCAUCAACUGGUACAGGUCUAUCGUCAUCAUCAUCAUCAUCAUCGACGUCGAGCAAUACACAUUUUCAUUAUGAUGAUAUUCCUCAACCAAAAGAACAAGAACCUACGCCUAGUUCAUUUCAUUGGCCAUCACAUUUGCGGCGACAAUUAAGUCUUAAUCUGGCAAAACAAACAUUAAAUCCUCUUCCAUCAACGCCAUAUACACCACCACCGAUGUUGAGUCCAUUUCGAAGAGGUCCUGGUCUUUAUUAUCGAGUUUUUUCUCAUCCAGGAACAUGUGCAGAAUCACCAUCGAUACCGACAACACCUCUUCCGCCGAGUACACCCCUUGGUGAAGAAUCAACCGUUCCAAAAAUUAACAUUGGCAGAGACUAUCAAGCAAAUAUUCCCAAACUUCGAACAAACUUAGACGAUGAUGAUACAGCAACGAGCGAAGAAUUAUUAUUUUCACCAGCACAAUUAUCGUGUCUUGAUGAGAAAUCUCUUGAAACAUUUGAAGAAUUAAAUCGAAGAAAUCCAUUUUUAUUUUCACCACGUGAUUCACCAAAAGCGUAUCCACUUGAAUUAAUCUACAUGUUAUUACAUGAAUAUAAUGGUGAUUUAUCACGUACAUUAGCAGCUUUACUUGAAGGUACAGCCAAAGAUAUAAAACAAUGUCGACAAUUGCAUUGCUAUCAUUUUCUUGACUGUGAUACAUGGACAAAAGAAGAAAUUGAUGCUUUUACUAAAGCUAUUCAAAACUCGGAAAAAAAUUUCGGACUUGUCAGUCGAGCAGUUGGAACCAAAAGUGUCAAACAAUGUAUUGAAUUUUAUUAUAUGCCAAAAGUUAGUGUAACUGCUCGUAAAAUUUUAUCAACAAGAACAACUGCUGUCAUAACCAGACGAAAACGAUUUCAAAUAAAUAAAGCAAAACAACAACUACUCGAUGAUGAAAUAUCGUCGUCAUCACCAUUUAGUGAAUUUCGAAUUGAUGAUGAUGGUUCAACAAUGAAUAGUGAUAGUUCCCCUGCAGCUCAAUUUUCCUGUGAUAUUGAUGAAUGUUCACAAAUAUUCACAUCUGAACGAGCCUGUCGCGCACAUCGUAAGGAUCAUCGUCGGACUAAUAAUAACAUGACAACAUCAUGGACAGUUACAAAACGAAGUCGUAAUGUUGAUUGA